This is a messenger RNA of Dromiciops gliroides (monito del monte), 16567 nucleotides long. It is a transcript of the gene GAN, whose product is annotated as gigaxonin. The record is from RefSeq and is a predicted model, not a curated record. Gene Ontology annotation, molecular function: protein binding. The transcript is spliced from 11 exons. The coding region runs from base 220 to 2013 and encodes 597 amino acids. Gene Ontology annotation, biological process: cytoskeleton organization. NCBI's taxonomy places the organism in Eukaryota, Metazoa, Chordata, Mammalia, Microbiotheria, Microbiotheriidae.
CCGUACCUCUCCAUCGCACUGUUAAUGGCGUAACCCCAGUACAGCCCAGUUCGCCUCGCGCUCCUUCCGUUGUUUUCCUGCCCGUGAACCAUCGAACGAAGGAGCGCGCGCCAAGAGUGACGGCCAGAACGCCCGUGCAGGACGCGUUGGGGGGGGGACACUGAGGUGGCGGCCCCCAGGAGAAGGGGUAGACAAGGGGCAGGCAGCGCGGGCGGCAGGAUGGCGGAGGGCAGCGCUGUGUCGGACCCUCAGCAUGCCGCUCGGCUUCUCCGCGCUCUGAGCUCGUUCCGAGAGGAGGCCCGCUUCUGCGACGCGCACCUGGUGCUGGAGGGCGAGGAGAUCCCGGUACAGAAGAAUAUCCUGGCGGCCGCCUCGCCCUACAUCCGAACAAAAUUAAACUAUAAUCCUCCAAAAGAUGAUGGAUCAACUUAUAAAAUUGAACUUGAAGGAAUAUCAGUAAUGGUUAUGAGAGAGAUCCUGGAUUACAUCUUCAGUGGACAGAUCAGGCUAAAUGAAGACACAAUCCAAGAUGUGGUUCAAGCAGCAGACUUGUUGCUGUUGACAGAUCUGAAAACACUUUGCUGCGAAUUUUUGGAAGGUUGUAUUGCUGCUGAGAACUGCAUUGGCAUUCGAGACUUUGCACUGCAUUAUUGUUUGCAUCAUGUACAUUAUCUUGCUACGGAAUACCUGGAGACUCAUUUCCGAGACGUCAGCAGCACUGAAGAAUUCUUAGAACUAAAUCCUCAAAAACUGAAAGAAGUGAUUUCUCUUGAGAAGUUAAAUGUUGGCAAUGAAAGAUAUGUAUUUGAAGCAGUUAUUCGAUGGAUAUCCCAUGAUUCAGAAAUAAGAAAGGUCCACAUGAAGGAUGUUAUGUCAGCUCUAUGGGUUUCAGGAUUAGACUCCAGUUAUUUACGGGAACAGAUGCUGAGUGAACCAUUAGUACGGGAGAUCGUCAAAGAAUGUAGCAAUAUACCACUCAGCCAGCCACAACAAGGAGAAGCAAUGCUAGCAUCUUUCAAACCCAGGGGUUAUUCUGAAUGCAUAGUAACUGUUGGUGGUGAAGAAAGAGUCUCAAGGAAACCAACAGCAGUGAUGCGCUGUAUGUGCCCUCUUUAUGACCCUAAUCGGCAGCUCUGGAUUGAACUGGCCCCAUUAAGUAUUCCAAGACUUAACCAUGGAGUCCUUUCAGCAGAAGGAUUUUUGUUUGUAUUUGGGGGCCAAGAUGAAAAUAAGAAGAUCCUGAGCUCAGGUGAAAAAUAUGAUCCAGAUUCUAAUUCAUGGAGUGCAUUACCACCAAUGAAUGAGGCAAGACAAACUUUUGGAAUUGUGGAGAUAGAUGGAAUGCUAUACGUUUUAGGUGGUGAAGAUGGUGAGAAAGAGCUGAUUUCCAUGGAAUGUUAUGAUAUAUAUUCUAAAACCUGGACAAAACAGCCUGAUUUGACCAUGGUUAGAAAGAUUGGCUGCUAUGCAGCUAUGAAAAAGAAAAUCUAUGCAAUGGGGGGAGGAUCAUAUGGAAAACUCUUUGAGUCUGUGGAGUGUUAUGAUCCUAGGACCCAGCAAUGGACUGCUAUUUGUCCAUUAAAAGAAAAGAGAUUUGGUGCUGUGGCUUGUGGAGUUGCCUUGGAACUCUAUGUAUUUGGUGGAGUCAGAAGUCGUGAGGAAAAUCAAAACAGUGACAUGGUGACAUGCAAAUCAGAAUUCUACCAUGAUGAAUUCAAAAGAUGGAUUUAUCUUAAUGACCAGAAUUUAUGUAUCCCAGCAAGUUCUUCCUUUGUUUAUGGAGCUGUUCCUAUCGGGGCCAGUAUCUAUGUGAUUGGAGAUCUUGAUACAGGUACCAACUAUGACUAUGUUCGUGAGUUUAAAAGAAGCACAGGCACUUGGCACCACACUAAGCCACUCUUUCCAUCAGACCUUCGUCGCACUGGCUGUGCUGCCUUGCGAAUUGCAAAUUGCAAGCUUUUCCGACUGCAACUUCAACAAGGACUAUUCCGCAUCCGUGUUCCUUCUCCUUGAAGGCUCUCUGGGAAAUGGGAUACAAGCAAGAACCUGACACAGUGCACCAGAACCUAACUUUAGAUAAGGCAGAACAGAGAGAACAACUAAAACUUAACUCUCUACACUGUGAUUUGGUAUGGUAACUCUUGGGGGUUUGUAAUGCUUAAAAGCUUGAGCUUUAGCUCUUGUUGGGGAAGAAAGUAACUAUUCCAAAACAAUGUUAGGUGAAUGAAUGAACUUUGAUAAUCAGAAGUUUGUGGACUGAUGGAGAAUCAUCAGUACCAGGAAACAAGGGAAACGGGGAUUAAUAGAAUGUUAAAACUAAAACACUAAGGUGCAUUUUCCCCAAAGGGAACUACUUUUUACUAAGUCUGCUAUAUUAAAGUAGGUGGCUUUGGUAUACAGAAAAUUUGUAUGUAAACCAACAUCUCUAAGCAUACAGUGAAUGCUUUUCUACAGCAGUCAUGCCCAGCUCUGCCCAACUUAAGGUCCAUGCUUAUGCCUGAGAGGGUGAAUGUGGACCCAGGUCUGUUAGUUACUAGUAUUCUGUCUGGAGAAUCUAUAUAUAAAUAUAUAUAUUUGAACAUAUAUAUAUUAUGAUCAGUUGCAGCUAAGGUAAUAAUAGAAUUCUAUCUUUUUUAAGCACUCCAUCUGAAUAGUCUGAAGAUUCAGCAUAUACAUGAUUCAGGAGGCAGCCCUCAUGAAUUUAAAAAAGCUGCUUACUUUUCUCUUAUGCCAAGAGAAGACUUGAAAUUAUACUACAUUAUCUUCCUCUGAAUAUGAACCCAGAUCUUCUCUAUUCCCAUAGUAGCUAUCUAUGGUUGGGUUCUUUCUCCUUUGCUUACUCAUUUUUAUUUAUUUAUUUUUGUUUCAUUUUGUUUUUAGCAGCUAUUAGUAUAAUCAAGUCCUAGUCCCAAGGUAUGGGGAAUGAUGCCCCAACCCUCCAGGCCAUUUUACUGUUAUUUUCUGAGAUCUAUCCUAGGGCUCAACCUUGGACUCUCCUCUCCACUCCUGAACCACCAGUAGGGUCCCCAGUCAUGCUGUCCUGCAGAUGAUCUUGUUCCCUGCAGUCCCUCUGGUGGCUGCAAAGUAUAGCUGUCCUCUCUGUCCUGGAACUGAAACCAGGGACUAUUCUCUCCUGCAAGUGCCCGAAGUUAGCAUAGUCCCCACCCCUCUGCUGCUACACUCACCAGGUGUGUGCUAGCUCCUCCCCCACAGCAGCAGCCCAAUGUCUUUCUUGGGAGUCUUCUCAAGUAGUCUUAAGAAAACAACUGCUUUCCCAUGACUUUUGUUUAUUUCUGCUGCUCUACUUUCCCUCUCAAGCAAAGUUCUGUCUUUUUUGGAGGAGGAAAUUUGGAGAGCUGAAAGUUUUCUGACCUACUCUGCUAUCUUCCCAGAGUCCUCUGAAAGACUUGAAAUUAUGAACGUCUUUCAUGUGAUUUUUAUUUCUGGGUUAGAAUAUUUGAGUCAUGAAGGAUCUUAGGCCCUUCUUCCAUCAUCAUUUGACCAAAACUAAUUGGUUUGAUAGGUCUGAGGAUUUUAAUAAGCAAGAAAAAUAUUGACAAAAAAGUUGUAUAAGAGAAACAAAAUUUGAGGCUGCUAGUUGUAAAGGAAAAUCUCCAGGCAACAUAUCUUGGGUUUAAAAACCAUGUUUUUAAGGAAAUCUUUAUUCUAAAGCACAUGAAGUCUUGUUUACUACUGUUUGAUUUGAACACCAUUUAGAAUGCAUUUUUGUCGAAGCAGUAGACUCUUCCCAGUAUUGUUCGCCAGGAAGAUUUCUUAGUCAAACUAUGGUGUGGUGUGAGUAAAAAUUGGCUGGUAGAAUAAACUACCUACCUCAACUUAAUUUUAUUCUGUUGAUAAUAUAACAAACUAGGCUUACAUAUCAUGGUUGGGGAAAAAACAAAUCCUCUUCCCUUUUCUCUCCUCUCCCCCCUCAAAACCCUAUUCUUUUCCCUAGCAAAAAAGACCUUUCAGUUUAGCAGAACCUUUAUUUUAAAAUAUUCUGUUUUCCACUCUUAACUGACAUCCUCUGUUUGAAAUCAGGGGCUUUAAGAUUGCUUCAUAAUCUGAACUUUAUGCAAUAUCAAACUUUCUGACCAGCUUGAUAUGCUUGUUUUUUAUUACUUUUUUUUUUAACCAUUUUUUCUCUUAGUAUAUGGUUGCAAAUUCUGCUAAUUAGCAGACCUAAUUAGCAGGAUCUAUCUCAACAUUUAAUAAAUGGUAUGCUUUGGUUAUAAAAUUAAAAGCAAGGGUUUCUUGUAGAAACUUUUUGUGUGGAAUAUUUAUAUGCUGUCAUUAUGCAUAUAAAAUUUUUUCCAUCAUGUUUGUCUACCAACUAGCAAAAAGUAAAAGAUGAUUGAUUGUGCUUUUUUCCCCUCCCAUGCCUGUCAGAAGAUAAAACAGUUUUACUGAAAUGGAUUCAAGUAUAUGUACUUUCUGAUCAGGUGUGCACUAUAAAGACUGUGCCAAAAGAAUCCUGAAGAAGGCUGUGUAUAGGACAGUAAUCUUUUCCUUCUGGCCCUGAGAUGUUUGUGUGUGAAGUUACUGGGUUUUGUAUUUCACACUGGAAAUUUAUAUGCUGCACUGAAGCCAUUGGCCUGGCUUUGCUUGACAAUAAUGUUAGAUAAUUGUUUAAAUUAAACCACGUUUUUUUUCUUCUUGGUGUAUUACAACACCAGUUAUUCUGUGCAAAUUUUCAUAAUGAUGUUAUCUUUUAAUUAAAGCAAGUCAACAAUGAAGACACAUUUCAAAUAAAGCCAAGAAGAUGCCACAGUAAAGGAGGAGAGAUUACUUUUAAAAUUAGGUACUAGUUACAGAAGAAAAAAUUUUCCAAAGAUGAACUCUAGCCUGUAAUAUCUUGUGCCAGGUGCUUUCUCACCUAGAAUUGCAGUGUUUGGCAAGUGUUCAAAAAUAGUAGUUGAGAUUUGUUUGAAAGGAGACUUUGGUAUCUUUGUUAAAGCCACUACACUAUGUUUCUUUAUUUUAUGUAUGUGUGUGAUUUUCUCAAGAUUUUAUAAUGCUUCUCCAAACAAUGGUAGGAAAAACAAUAUCAGCUCAUAUUUGAGGGGAAGAACCCCUUCAAAGGAGAAAAUUCACAGGAUUUUUUUUUAGUCAAUAGUUUUCUUCUUGCAAUAUUUCUAUACCUAUAUAAUUCGGUAAAUUUAUCUUAAUAAAAAUGAUUUUUUAAAGAUCAGCUUAUAAUGUAGCUACCCAAAUUAUGUAAUGUUUGUGAAAUAGACUUGCUACAUGAUCAAGUAUGCAAUAACCAACAAAAGCUGCUAAGUGCCAAACUAUUAUUUUAACUGUAUAUGCAAGUACUACAAAGUCUUGUGUUGAAGUGCAGGGAUGUGUUUACUUUAAUUAUGUUCCAAAAUAAAUAGCAGGGGGUUUUGUUUUUGUUUUAAAAUUAGAGCUAUUUCAGUAUUAUAAAAUAAUUUUAAAUUGUUUUAUGCAGGUUUGUGUUCAGCAUUCCACUUAUGCCUUGAAACAUCAUCAUGUGAUGGAUGCAUUUUUCAAACUCUUUUUUCAUUAGGGCACUUGUCCUAGUCAUUUAUAUAGUGAUUGGCAGCUGAUAAUAGGUCUUAAAAUUUUAAAUCUAAAUACCUUCAGGUAAAAGUGCAAUUCAUUUUCACAAUCUCACCUUAUAGGAGAGUUAUCUCAGGUUGUCAGAGCAAGUGGAAGUAUUAAAAACCUCUUCCUUAGGCUACAGUAUAAAUUAGUUUUAUUUUUUCUUAUGGACACAUGCUCUGAGGGAAAGGUGUUGUAGAGGAUAUUUGUAUCUUAGUGAUGGUAAUGAGAGAAAGAGAUUGGACUAGGUGACCGUAGAUGGUGAUUCUCUCCAGGAAUGGAUUUUCAAAGGAAAUUUUAAAACUAGGAUGAAGAUACUUUUUAGUUUUUGAGGACGCUUUUAUAUCCUGUGAAGAUGAGUGUAUAUAUGUGUGUGUGUGUGUGUAUGCGUCUGUGUGUCUGUGUCUGUGUGUGUCUGUGUGCAUCUGUGUGCAUGCUUAUGUAUUGUUUCAUACAUGUGUUAACAUGUUGAUAUGUAUUUACUUUUUAAAAUUUUAGUUCUGGUCUAUACAUGUUAGCAAUUUUUGGUGCUUCCGAUUUACUCUAGAACCUACUGAUCUUCAGUUUUAAACUGCUGUGUUAGUGAAUAGUUGGACAACAUAAUCCAUGUUGAGUAUAAAUAUUGAAUACUCAUAGAUUUUAAUGAGUUUGCUAGGUUUUUGUGUUUUCAUUAGUCAAAUUUAAAAGCCUUGUUUACCAAGUAACUGUUGGUCAUAUAUUUUGUGCUGUAUAGAGACAUACUAUUUAGCAAAUGCUCAGGAGUAAUAUUUAAUUUAGUGGCAGUCAUGGAGAAUUAGUAACUAGAAAUACAACUUAUUCUCUAGGUUAUGACAACAUAAAAAUUUUCUGAGAUGUGUUAGAAGUAAGGGAACUCUACAUAUGUGUUUUUAAGUAUUUUACCAUGUUGCAUUAUAGCAUUAUCAGUGGUACUUUUUUCUGGUGAUGUGUUCAGCUUGAAAGUAUCAUUAUCUUAAUUUAUAAAUUUAUAAUUUAUAAAUUGUGCUUGCUGUGAAGGACAAAUAGCUGUGUUGGUUGAGGUGGAAGGGAAAAAAAAAUUCACCUGGAAGUAACAAAAUCAACUUUCCUUGCUAUUUGUGUGACAUACAGAGAGGACUCUCUCCGCCCUAGUGCCCAAGCUAUCCACUGUUAAUAGGUUAGGUACUUAGUGAAUUCCAUUAUUUUUUCAUUAGAAUAUAUGAUACAUUUUUGCUGCAGCAUAUAAAAUUCAUAAUCCAAAACCAUUUUCAAGAGGAUUCAGAUAAAGAUUGUGUUAACUUCUUUUAGUGUGUUGGUAUCUGGGAGGGAUGGGAACUUGCUUGUGGCCAGUUUUUAUAUCCUCUUAGAUUGGAAGACACAUGGCCUUUGACCAUUGAAAAGGAUCUGUCACUAUCAGAGCCAGAGGACUCCCUCAAAACCACCAUGAAGUGAGGAUCCUAGAACUAAGCAGGUCCUUUCCUCUUUAAUUAGCUGCCUCUGAAUACUAUAAAGUCAAAAGCAGACAUUAAUGGAUAGUUAAAGGUUCACACAGCAUCCAGAAAAGGCAGUCGGCAGACAUCCCUGCACUAAAUCAACUAACUAACCACUUAUUGAACACCUAUUACAAGUGUUGUUGUUCAAGUUAUAGGAAUUGUAAGGAUAAAAGACAGGUUUUGCCUAUAGGAAACUUAAGUCUGACGAUUCCCAAAGAAUCCUGAAAGAAAUAGGUAUUUAUUACAAGUGAGUGGCUCAUAUUGCUGGGCCCUAGAUAAGUGACUGUGUUUUCUGUAUGGAAGGGCUGCCCUAAUAAUGUAGGGAAAAAUAGUAUAAAAUAAAAAUUUUGAAGUGCCUGCUGUGUCUCAUUCACAACUUAAUGGCAUCCAUUCUGUAACAUAGGAUUUAAGAUAGAUAAUAUGUUAAACCUAAGAGUAUUGAUCACAGAUAUUCUCAUUGUCUCUGAUGGAUAUAAGAUUAUCACCAUUAUGCACAUUUGAGAGGUCUUUCAUGCCCUAAUGACCUGCUAAAAAUUACAACAUGAAGUGAGUAUGAGUCUGGAGCAGAAACUAGGCCUUUAAAUUUGCACUUCACUGACUUGAUCAGGGAAUCAUAGCAUUUUAGCACUGAAAGGGACCUGAUAGUUCAUCCAGACCAACUUCCUUAUUUUACUAAUGAGGAAAUGGAGAUCCAGAUCCUUAAAGAAGGACACAUUUUGUUAAGAGCUAGGAAUUGAACCCAGGUCUCCUGAAUCUAAGUCCUGUGCUUUUUAAAAAAAUUAUUAUUAUACCCUGUUUUUUACACACACACACACACACACACACACAUAUAAGGUAAAUGAACAUUUUUUUCGUAAAGAGUUUGGCUACCCAAAUAUGUCUGUUGCCAAAUUUCCCAGAUAUUUACAAAAGAUCUCUUUAUAAUUUUAGCAAACUUUUAGAAUUUAUAAAGCAGAAAUGGUUUGGGGUUUGGGGUUUGGGGGGAGGAGAUGAUGAAAGAGCAACAUCUUCAGUUGCUAUACUCCAUAAGGGAAAAAAAAUUCUAUCUUCAAUUGAGAAAACAAUUUUGCAUGUUUUCUAACAUCCUUUAAGAACAUUAGUCACAAAUAAAGGGAGAUCAAACCAUGACAGUGAUGAUAAUAACUUAGUUUACUUUGUUUUAUGUUGAUAGUGAGGAAUGGUUCAUAAUAGCUUAUAUUUAAGAAGGCUGAACUGGAGAUAGUUUAGUAUGCUAUCAAAGAGUCAACCAAAACAGGACUUAACCACAUCUACUGCAGUUUUUUUUAGCAACAACUACUUGAGGCAUUUACAUUUUAUUUGUUUAAAGGGGAUAUACUUUCUAGUAAUAGUCCUAUUUAAAGUAUCCCUUUGGCUACAGUAUUUUUGUGUUUUGUUAUAUCAUGAUUGUCAGUUUGUAAAACUAGCAUGCACUUUAGCACAAAAUGCUAAAAAGUUGGAUUCUUCUCAACAAUUAAGGUUUUUUAAAUUACCUAAUUUUUAAAAAACUUGUUCUAAUUAUUUUACAAGAUCAUAUGUAAGCCAACAAAUGAAACUUCUUUGUAGAAUCAUUUAAUGUAUUCUAUAAACUUAUUUUGAGGUUGGAAUUUUUAUUUUUUGCUUCUUUUAAAAUAUGUAGUGCCCAGCUAGAAUUUGUCCUCUAAUUUCCUCAUUGGUUAGUUAUAACUCAUGAUCUGAUAGAUUUUGAACCUUCCUAUGGCCUUUUUAUUGUCACAGAAUGAAUUAGAUAUGUUGAGAAAAUAGACUACAAAGGCUAUCCCUGUAACAUAAAAUGAAUAUUUGGCAAUUAUGCAGUUAAUUGAAUUAGUACAAAUUACCAUUCAGGGUAAUUCACACUUUCCCCAAAAAGACUGAUUUGUGUCAUAACAUUAUUUCAUUAAUAAAAUAUUUUAAAUACCUUGUAUUUCAUUAGUCUUUUCCAUCAAAUGCAAAUGAUAUGCAACUUUGAGCUCUGGGUUAAGUUUAACAACAUCAUGCCAGCACCUUUAUUUUCCUAAAUAAUUAGAGCUAUAAAUAUAUCUAUAUAGAUAUAGAGAGAAAGCUUUAUAAUCUUUCCUGUUCAAUUGGAUGAGACUUAGUUGCAUUUAAUCCCUUGUUUCUUUUCUUUAUUGGAAAAUCUCUGUUCCUGUAUACUUAGUUUUUUUAAAAAAAAUUAUAUCUUACUUAACAUUCUGUCAACUUAGACUCUUUUGACAGAAGUCUAGAACCAGUCAGGGAACAGAUUUUACUAUUAUUUCUUUAAGAUUAUUUUCUGUAUUCACUUUUUGUUAUCUCUGAAGUGCUAUUUCUGUUGUGAAAAGAAGUUUAUAAAUGGUUAGCUUAAGCAUUGUAAAUAAAUUUGUUUUCUCAUUCAUCUUUACUUUUAAUAGCGAUAUCAAAUUAGAUUAUUAAAUAUAUCCUCCUAUUUCGUUAUCCAUGAGUUUUUCAAUGAAACCACUAAAAUAUUCAGAAUGAUUUUUGAAAAUAACUUUCCAAGACAUUUGGAUAGUUAUCUAUUUUAUAUACCUCAUACUGUAAACUGCUGAAUGAUCUAGUUUCUCUUUGUUUUAAAAAUUAAUGCAUUUAGCACCUAGUACCUGGCACAUAGUAAGGCGCUUAAGAAAAUAUUUAUUGAUUGAUAUAUCUCUAAAUCUUCCCAGUGGUUUUCAUGGCAAUAGGACUAAUUUGCUAUAAAUACUGAGGAAAUUACCUGGGAUAAAUCUUCCCAAUGUCCUUCAAUUUAUCUUAAUUAUGUUUGCUGUUUAAGGAGGUUUGUUUACUCUCCUAGGCCACUGGGGGGGGGGGGGGUUCAUGUAGGAAUUGCCCAGUUAAAAGCCAUCAUGUAACUUGGAUCAGUUAUUUGAAAUGUUAAAGAUUCCUUAAUGCUCGAAAAGAGUUAAUGCCCUCUCCCCUCCCAAAGUAUUUAUCAGUCAAAUAGCAUUUAUUAAGCACCUCCAUUGUACUAGGCCCUAGGCUAAGUGUUGAGGAUACAAAUAUAAAAGUGAAAUACAGUAAUCCUUGCAUUCACGUAGUAGUUUGUGUUCUAUUAGGGAAUACAAGAGAUAUUAGUGAAUAUUGUCCAGAGAAGGGAGCUUUGGUAUAGACAAUCACAGAGAUUAUGAGUUGAGCCAUAGGGCAAUAGGGGCAGGACUACAAAGGGGUGAAGACAACUGGUAUUUAUUACAAGCCCGCUUUGUGACAGGCACUGUGCUAAGCACUUUACAAAUUUGAUCUGAAAGCUGCACAGGUAGUGCAGAUUUAUACCCAAGUCCUGUGACUCCAAGCCACUGUACCAUUAAUAUCUCCUCACAUAAAGUGAGUUUUCUAAAGAAGUCUAAACAUUAUUCCUUUUGCUGCUAAAAUAAUCAUUUUGAUGGAAAAUGUUCUCAUCUUUUACAAACUUCCCUAAAUUCUUUUUUUUUUGAAAGACUAAAGUGCAGGGGCUAUUCAGAAGCCCUGUCCUUAGGCAACCUUGUGGGUCCCCCCCCCCCAUUUUCCUAGGGCUCACUAUAUUAAUACUAGAUAGAGCAUUGGUACCCAGUACCUUUAGUCCACUGCAGUUCAGGAUUCUUGAGCUCUGGAAAUCAGCCUCAGCCUCCUUGAAUCAUGGAUUAUAAGCCUAAAAUAUCACCACCUGGUAUAUCCCAUUAAUCUUAAACUGUUAAUAUUAACAUAAUUUAAUCUGUUCUUAAUUACUCGAUAUUAGACCCUGGAUAGUGAUGCCCUCAGAUUCUAUUUCAGUUUAUAGAAUUAUUUGUUCUUACACUCAAUUACCUCAGCUGCUGGGCUUUUUUGAGCUAUUGUGUCUGCAUUUCUCUGUCUCCUUUGUUCUCUACUGGCUUUACAAUGCAGUCUUUGUGUUUCCAGCUAGUUAUAUUCUUUUAAUCUUCUCAUAAAAAACAAAUCAUUUCUGUGUGAGCAGUUUUCCUGGGAGUAAAAUGCAUGCGCUUUAUAUCAUGUACUUUGUGGUGUUAGUUUUGUCAGCCAUGAGCUUUUCUUCAUAUUUUACAGGAGUUUGGGCGAGUAAACAGCUUGAAUAUGAGAGUUGUGAGAUUUUCCCCUGGGUUGUUCUGUUAAAAAGUAAAUUAAUAUCCAAGUGGAAAGACUAGUGAGUCAAUAGUCAGAGGACCUGGAUUUGAAUCCUAACUGCUUGCUUUCUGACCUGCGUUGCCUUAGUAAGUCACUUAAACUCACUGGGCUUCAAUUUCUUCCUUUUUAAAAUGGGUGGGUUGAAAGCUUACUCAAAAAAAUGCCUGGUUAAUACUCUUAAAAAUAUUAAGUAUAUUUUCAAUUCCGAGAAUUCCAUUGACCAGAAGCACUACUUCAGCCUAUGUCCUGUAACAUGGAAGUCAUGUGGGAUUAAAGGUUAAAAAUUAAAAGGUGGGGGCAGCUAGGUAGCAUAGUGGAUAAAACACUGGCCCUGGAUUCAGGAGGACCUGAGUUCAAAUGUGGUCUCAGACAUUUGACAUUUACUAGCUGUGUGACCCUGAGUAAGUCACUUAACCCUCAUUGCCCUCCCCCCCCCAAAAAAAGACAAAAAACAAAAAUUAAAAGGUGCUUUUUUUUCCUGGCUGCUGGGGAGAAGAGGCUGAAUUAUAUUCAAAAAAUUAUUUGACAACUACAGUACUAAAUAUCUUGUUUCUAAAACACUUUCUUACUGAGCAAUUAUUAUUUAGCUCAGAAGAGGCCAAAGGUUUAUGAAUCUCCAAACAACAAAUCCAUGAUGCCUCUAAUGUCUUGGUCAUAUGAUUGUCCUCAAUGUAUAUACAAAGUUAGAUUUCCUUUAUUGUUAUCCAUGCCCACACAAAGAACUAGUUAUUAGAUUUCUGGAAAAUAUCAGGAUUUAGAAACUUUGCAAAAUGUUCAAUCAAAAUAAUGCGGUGGAAGAAGCAAUAGUUCUGAAGUCAGAAGACCCAGGUUCAAAUCCCAGAUUUUACUGUCUGUAUAACCUUCCCUGGACCUAAGUUUAUAAAAUGAGAGGAGUGGACUGAGGUCUUAGGAGAAAGAAUAAAUUUGUUUGUCAUCGUCCUCCCUGCACAGAAGGAAGUUAGAACUCUUCUGGAGCCUUUCCUUUUGAGUUUGUAAUAUUCAGAUCCAAGUUAAUGACUGACUCAAAGGUUUUUGAUUUGAAGUUUGAAAAAACACAAAAUAGUGUUUUUAAAUUCUGGAUCAUCUGAAUGAAAUAUAGAUGGCUGAUUACAGCUCAAUAUAAAGACUUUUCUAACAAAAUUGUCUAACCAGAUUAAUCAGCUUCCUGAGGUAAUAAACUCCCCGUCUCUUCCCACCCCCAUCACCCCAAUAGCUCUGGAAUGUCAUAGGGAUUUUUGCAUUGGAUUCAUAGUCAGAUUUAAUGAUUUCUAUAAACCAAAUAUCUUUUCAUGUUUUUUAAUAGAUUUGUAUUGAUUAUCUUUUGUUCUUACACCAUCUAGAAUUCCUCCCCUAUCUUCCAGAGAGCCAUCCCUCAUAACAAAGAUUAAAAAAAAAAAGUAAGAAAAAAAUAAAACCAACAUGAACCAUUUUUUUUUAAAGGAAACGUAUUCUAAGAGGGAGAGGAGGGGAUGGAGAAUGCUUUAAUUUGUAUGUAUUUUUUAAACAAAAGAUAAUUGUUAUUUUAAUAAACAUGUUUUUGUUUUCCUGCCAAAAGGGUCUUCUAUGAAUUCUGACUGACUAAUAAUUUUUGUUCAUUUGUAUUUUUAUAGAGAACUUUUUAGAAAUUAAGAACUUCAUUUGCUGUUCAGAAUUUGGAUUAUUCUGUGUGUAAUUUUUCUUCCUAGUUUUACUAAACCAAGCAGUCUUUAAUCUUUAGUCUACAGAAGUGAUCAUCAAAAUGUUAUCUCUAACUACCAAGUUUUUCUGUCAAAUUCUGUCAGUCCUUCCUGCCUUUCUAACGUCUAAGAACACUGCAUUUGGAUUCAAAUGAGUCACGUUUUUAGUCUCAAGUAGUUGAUAUGCUCACCUUGGGCAAGUCUCUGGGCUUCAGUUUAUUCAUAUGAGUUGGACUAAAACCUAGCUUCUUAAACCACGGGUCGCAACCCCGUGGGCUUGCAUAACUGAAUGUGAGGGUUGUGAAAAAUUUGGCAACAGUGAAAGGUGAUGUACACCUAUUUUAUAUUAUAUACCCGGGAUCAUGUAAAAAUUUCUGAGAGGAGAAGGGGACAAGCAUGGAAAAAGUUUAAGAAACCCUGGACUAAAUGAUCUCUAAGGUUCCUUCCAGAUCUCAAUCAUGUGAUCCUAAUGUUUGCCUAUCAGAACUGGUUAACAGCCACAAAAGGGUAAUAGUUUUGAUAUUCCUUUUUUGAAGGCACCUUGAAUAGCAAUUUAUGCUAAUGUCUUUUCAGAUCUCAUGCCUCACAGAUUUGAACAUUUGCAAAUCUACUUACUUCUUUGGGGUCCUUGGGAUUGAUAAAUGGAUUGUAAAUUAUAUCAUCCUUUGAUAAUUUUUCUAGAAUCUUUGGAAUAGUUUCUGUGAUCCUGUGCCUUGUCUUUAAUUUUUCAUGAUGAAUUUCAUUGUUCAUUUUUAAGAUUUUGUAAUUAAGGGGCUGUAUACAAUUUUCUACUUAAGCCAUUGUCCUUCACUGGCUUUGCUAAGAACUUAGCAUGAUCAUGGAAAUGUAAAUUCACCAACUUGGAAAUAUACACAUCUAUCUGGGAGGUAGUUUACAAGGGCUUGGCUGCCCUUUUAUUUAGUGUGUUUUUCAUUGGUCCACACUCAUAUUUUGUUUGAUCUGUUAGUGGUUUUGCUCUUCGGGUUUCAUAAGCCAGUACUGUUCCUGGAGGGAAUCAGCCCUUUCCUCAAAAGAAAAGUGCUUUUUUUUUUUUAAGGUGUUUAAGAGGCCUUCUUAGAGGUGAAAAAGAAUUCUCUUGACCAUUUUUCAUGUCAAAUUCAUCAUUACCCAAAUCCCUGCCCCUGUACUCCGAUUCUGUAUCCAUCUCUCUUGAUCGCUUGUCCUGUAUCAUAAAAGCAAUCUUUAAGACUGAUGUGGCACGUAAGUGCCUUAGAGAUGCUUUUAACCACCAGUCAGCUAAUCUUGGAAAAGCUGUUGUCUGUAUACCCAGACAUCAGAUUAGGUUCUAAAAGCUGACAGCUCACCUAUGUUCUCUCCAGGAAGCAGUCCAAGAAUACAAUGAAACCCCUAGAAAACCCAAACAGUUUUCCCAGACAUCUUCUAGAUGUCUUAGGCCUUUUGAGUUUAUAAUAGGUUCUCUUCUUCCCCAGUCCUGCUCCCAUACACCAAGUAUAACCUGGGAAACCCUUUGGAGCUAUUUUGGGAGACCAUGGGGGAUCAUCCAAACAUCAUUGCUUCCUUCUAACUAGGUAAGCAUUCUUCCUGUUAGCCUAUUGGCUAGCUACCUCAGCAAGCAGCCAGGUGGCCAUAUCCCUAGAAGAUCUAGUUCUCUAGUACACUAGAUUGUCACCUGCUUAAUGCAUGAAAAUUGUCCUUGAUGUGUAUUGACAACAGACAUUGUAUAGUAUUCAUUUACUAUUGCAGAAAUGCUGGCUAUAGGGUGAGGAAGGGAUUUAUGGGUCUUUAUCACUAUUUUAGCUAACAUUUGUCUUAAGCAAUCCAUUUCAUUAAUCACAUUUAAACCUGAAUCCAAACUUUGAAUUGAGCAUGAAAUUAUAAUCUCUUCUUUACAGUAAGAGAUCACAUUACAAUACAUAUGAAAGUAAGGGGGUUUGGAAUUGGUUUUGUUUGUUUGAUUAGUUGGUUUUUGCUUCAGAAACAUUUCUAGGCUAUAGAAUAACAUUUGGAGGCUCUGAUUCUAGCACAUACAUAUACCCAGCCACUUGUUGGAAGUAUUUUAAGUUUAGGAAUGUGGGAUCAAGAUGUCCUAAACUCAAAGUAUUAAGUGACAUAAGUGUAUGCCACCUUUUAGGCUAUUAAAUACCACAAAAUUCAACAUAUAAGAGAAUGAAACUUCAUAGUUAGAUUUAGUUACACUGGGAAGUGAGUGUAUAAGUGACCUUUGGUAGGAGAGAGCACAUUAUAAUAGCUUAGUUACUCAACAAGCAUGUAUUCUACAACUAGUAGUCUGGGUUUUUUAAUCAACAGGGUCUGUCAGGUUUUUUAAACAUUUUAAGACAUUCUAUUUACUUCAAGUCAUUCAUUCUGUCCCUUUGCUUACCUUUGUUUCUAGUUACCAACAAAAGUGAUUCAGUGUUUUUAAAAAUCAUGCAUUUGUGAAUUAUGGUACAAGUAUCCAUGCAGUUCAGUAAAACUGAUAGCAGAAGUGUUAGACUGGUUGCUGAGAAGCUCAUGUAGUGUUUUGAAUAGUUUGAGAAACAGUAAAGGUCACGAUGUUUCCCAAACACUGACCAGUGGAUACAAUUGCAGUUUAUAAAUGUGAAUGAGGACCCUACAUGAGGCUUGCAAUGUAUAAAGUCCCUUGUUAUCCAUGGCUGAUGUAUGAUCUUUUUCAGAAAUGAGACAACCUACUCUUGCUUCUAAAAUAAUUGUCAGUUCAGAUUGACUCUUUAAGAAUCAGUACCUUCUCAGACCUCUCUGUUCUGUAACCAUACAUUUCUUUUAAUAAUGCCAUGAGGAUGAUAUUUGCUAAUGUAAAUUUCUAACAGAUUUCAUUCUGUCAAGCACAAAUAAGCCUUACUUAGUUAAAUCACAAUGCGGAUAUUUUCUGAUAUGGGACAGCUGAGUGAAUAUUAGCUUUCUCAAGAGAUUUGCAGCUUUCAUAAACUUAAAAUUCCAAGUUAUAAGGCAUAGUUAAGCCUGUCUUCAGAUGAAGUUACAUUAUGCAUGAUACAAAUAAUAUUUAAAGAAAAUAUGCAAUUCUAAUGGUACUUUGUGACCUACUGAAAACUGAUUUACAGUGGAAAUAAGUAUAAGGGUUAGCUUUUUGAAACUUCAAUGUAAAGUUAAAAUUUUUUUUAAAUAAAAAGCAAUGGCUCAAGUGACAGUCUCCAAAUUUAGUAGGAUAGUUGUCUCAAGAAUUUCUAAUCUGUUGUUGGAACAAUUUUGUUACUGGGCUUUAAUUAAAUGCCAUGUUUCACAUUCUGAGGUCCAAAUUAGUUUUAUUCAUGGAAUAAUUGUCUAUUCCUUUGCUAGUAAUAGAAUUGACCAAAAUCAGAAGUGUUUUUUAUCUAUGAUCUUUCUUAACAAAUUGCUUUACAGUUUACAAAUAACACUGAUGCAAAAAGGAUACGUUCACUUUCUUGGAUUAUGUAGCAUUUAUUUUGUUUACAUGUUCAGUAUAAAGUUGGAUAACUAAAGGAUAAGUUCCCUUCAGCACUUAAACUGUGCUUUGGGGACUUUAUUGCCAUUGUCCUGUAAUACUGUACCAAGGAUCAGUGAAAGUGUUUUAUCUUUUUUAAUGUAGUUUGUACUGACUGGAUUUUAUAAUUGUAAGAAAACAGAGUGUUGUAUUUUGAUCUGAAAUUUGUGUAUGGUAAAGUAAUUUUCUUUCGUGUAUUGGAGGUUCGUUUAAAACUUGAAAUAUUUUUAGAAGGGUACAGACCAAAAUGAAUUGUCUUAAAGGUGUUAAUAAACUAACCAAAUAAAACCAUUUCAUUGGGAAAAGUA